Messenger RNA from Kluyveromyces marxianus DMKU3-1042, 1359 nucleotides. It is a transcript of the gene CDC55, whose product is annotated as protein phosphatase 2A regulatory subunit CDC55. Bases 1 to 1359 code for a protein of 452 amino acids. The record is from RefSeq and is a predicted model, not a curated record. Gene Ontology annotation, biological process: peptidyl-serine dephosphorylation. NCBI's taxonomy places the organism in Eukaryota, Fungi, Ascomycota, Saccharomycetes, Saccharomycetales, Saccharomycetaceae. Gene Ontology annotation, cellular component: cytosol; protein phosphatase type 2A complex. Gene Ontology annotation, molecular function: protein binding; protein phosphatase regulator activity. The transcript has a single exon.
AUGGCGCAACACGGGUUUGAUUUUAAGUUUAGCCAAUGCUUUGGCGAUAAGGCUGAUAUUGUAGUCACCGAAGCUGAUAUCAUAACUGCAUCAGAAUUCGAUCACACAGGAGACUAUCUUGCGACAGGUGAUAGAGGCGGUCGUGUGGUGUUGUUUGAAAGAAACAAUACUAAGCACUGCGAAUACAAGUUUCUCACGGAGUUUCAGUCUCACGAUGCAGAAUUUGACUAUUUGAAAUCGUUGGAGAUUGAGGAAAAGAUCAAUCAGAUCAAGUGGUGUCGACCAACGAACCAAUCCCACUUUUUGUUAAGUACCAAUGAUAAGACUAUCAAGUUGUGGAAGAUUUACGAGAAAAACAUUAAGCUAGUUAGCGAAAACAACCUCUCCGAGGGAACCAAGAGCUAUAACAGACGUUCGACAGGAAACGGUAGUGCAAGGGCCGUGAUAUCUCUUCAGACCCUAAAGCUACCAAAGUUAUCCCUACAUGAUAGAAUUAUAGCAGCAGCUCCAAAGAAGAUAUACAGUAAUGCCCACACAUAUCAUAUCAAUUCGAUAUCGUUGAACUCGGAUCAAGAAACGUUCAUUAGUUCGGACGAUUUGAGAAUCAAUUUAUGGAACUUAGAUAUACCUGAUGAGUCUUUCAACAUUGUCGACAUCAAGCCAGCCAACAUGGAAGAAUUGACAGAAGUUAUUACAAGUGCCGAGUUCCAUCCGCAACAGUGUAACCUGUUCAUGUAUUCUUCGUCCAAGGGUACUAUCAAGCUAUGCGACAUGAGACAAAACGCAUUAUGUGACUACAGGGCAAAAGUAUUCGAAGAGUAUCUCGACCCCAUAAGCCAUAAUUUCUUUACAGAAAUAACUUCUUCCAUAUCAGAUGUGAAGUUUAGUCCCGAUGGCCGUUACAUCGCAUCUCGUGACUACUUGACAGUCAAAAUAUGGGAUGUCAACAUGGAUAACAAACCAUUGAAAACGAUAAAUAUCCACGAGCAAUUGGAAGAGCGAUUGAAUGACACAUAUGAAAAUGAUGCUAUCUUUGACAAGUUCGAAGUUGCAUUUAGUGGUGAUAGCUCUAGUGUAAUGACAGGAUCAUACAACAAUAACUUUAUGAUUUAUCCUAACGUAGUAAAAACUGGUGAUUACCAAGCACCAGCUGGAAUGGAUGAAAUAGUAUUACAGGCAGAUAAGACUGCAUUUAAAACAAAGAGACUGAGUAGCUUACAGCAACAAAGUGCGAGAAAUAAGGAAUGGGGUGAUGACAUAGAUUUUAAAAAGUCUAUUCUACAUUUUUCGUGGCACCCAAGAGAAAACAGUGUUGCAAUUGCAGCCACUAAUAACUUAUUCAUCUUCUCUGCAUUGUAA